Hordeum vulgare subsp. vulgare (domesticated barley) is the source of this 4704-nucleotide messenger RNA. Its product is annotated as protein timeless homolog. Gene Ontology annotation, biological process: replication fork arrest; DNA repair; DNA replication checkpoint signaling. NCBI's taxonomy places the organism in Eukaryota, Viridiplantae, Streptophyta, Magnoliopsida, Poales, Poaceae. Gene Ontology annotation, cellular component: replication fork protection complex. Gene Ontology annotation, molecular function: DNA binding. The record is from RefSeq and is a predicted model, not a curated record. The transcript has 25 exons. The coding region runs from base 21 to 4523 and encodes 1500 amino acids.
ACCGGCCCUAGCGGAGCGGCAUGGACUCGGCGAUGCUCUCGCUCACCUGCGCCGGCCUCGGGGCCGCGGAGGAGGACGACGACGGGGCCGCCGUCGGCUACGUCAAGGGCGAACACUGCCUCGACAACCUGAAGGAUCUGCAGAGGCUGCUGCGGCGGGACGACCCGGAGCGGCGGGAGGUCUUCAAGCAGGUCUGCAAGUGGAAGAUCGCGUCCAGGGAUCUGGUGCCCAUCAUCGAGAACUACCAAUCCGACCGCAACCUCGUCAUCACGGCAGUGAAAGUGCUGGUAUUCCUUACCAUGCCUGUCGAUCCUUUGUCAGAGGAUGUUGCUCAACAGAUAGAGUAUCUGUGGGAUUUGAAGGCUGCACUGACACGGAAUGUUGCAAUCGCAGUGAUUGUGUCUCUUCUUGAGGACCCAUUGGAUCAUCUGGAAAGAACUUCAUUCGCGGAAGAUGACUGGAAGCUAGUACAGCUGGUGCUUACUUUAUUCCGCAACGUCUUGGCCAUUCAAGAAAUCACAUUGCCUCAGAAGGCAUCUGGGGAAGCUACCCAGUUAUUGUACCUGGCUGACAGCUUUUUAGAGCUCAUGUUUAAAGAAAAUAUGAUGGACCUAAUCUUAGUGCUAGCUCAACAUAUUGAUGAGCCCUCUGGUUAUCUCAAGCAUGAAAACCUUCUUUUGUUGGAAAUCUUUCAUUAUCUUUUCUUGGGCCGGGACCCAGAAUUGAUCGCCAAAGUUCGUACAGAUGUCUCAAAGGAGCAGGUCAAUGGAGAUAUUGAUACAUCAGUUGAUUCAUUGAGAUUGAUGAUGGAGAAGGAAGAGAGGGAAAAAAGGAUGUUCAGGCAGCGAAACGCGGAGAAUCACGCACUCAAUGGAAUUUUUACAUGCCUUUCAGUGGAUGGGUCUAAAUCAUUGUGCAAAGGGAAUCCCAGCUCAGCAAUGUCAUCUGCAAAUAGCCUCCGGAAAAUACGUAAUGUCCAAAGAGGCCCUCAGAAAAGGAUAGCAUGGGAUAAUGAACUUCUUUACAUACCAAAGGAGGGUAUUAUGGAAAUGCUAAGAAGUUUCAUGGAUCAAUUUUUAUCUGGAGGAUAUAAUGUCCUGAUGCAGUCUGUUUGUGAUGAUAUCGUGAAGCAGCAUGAUUCUAUCGAGACAUCUGAUAACAUUACAUUCUUCAAAGUCGUUUGCUUUGUCUUAGCUUUUCAACACGAGAAAGCAUCAAAUGCGCAGAAAUCUAGUGCUGGGCCCCAGCUGUCCGAGACUUCACCAGGCAAUGAAUGUGAUGAUCUGCCGUUUCGUGGUGACAUAUGUGGACCUGUUGCAGCCACAUUAAAUGAAGACAUGUUCAAUGUAGUCUUGUCGAGGUGGCGUGAUGCCUAUGAAGACCUGAAGCAUUCUAAGGAUUACAAAACUCUUUCAGCUGCUGGCUCCUUAAUGAAGAACAUGAUUGGCAUGAUAUAUUUGGUGGUAAAAGUUCAUCCUGAAGAUUCAAGGGAAUCUCAAACAGCCCGUGUUUUACUGUAUAAGCUGUUCUAUGAUCAGACAGAAAGAGGCCUCACUAAGUUUCUCCUGAACUUGUUCAGAUCUUUUGAUACUCAUAAGCAACCAAAAAGUGCUCUUGCGGAUUUACUAGAAACAGUUCAUAUCAUGCUACAGCUGAUGGAGAAGCUUCAAGCACGUGGUGCUUUAAGGGUUGCGAAAAGGACAAGAAAGGGCAGAAAAAGGAAGACGUCAGAGGACAAACAUGAGAGUACCAAACUUGAAACAGAGAAUGUGGAGCAGAGCUAUAUAGACCCAACAGAUGGGACUAAAGCUGCAUCUGAUUCACUUCCAGAUUUGGGAAGUGAGGAUCCUCUAGCAGAACCUACUCUCUCGGAGCAAGUGAAAGUUGAUUCCGAUGGCACAGAUCUGCCAGAUACAAUUGUGGAUACGGCUGUUAAUCUGGAGAGCACAACACAGCUUGGAGGUGAUCCAUCUUCUGCAGGCAGUGGUGAAAAGGAAAGAAAUCCCAUUAAUGAAGAGGAUGAUACUUGUACCACACAGCUUGGAGGUGAUCCAUCUUCUGCAGGCAGUGGUGAAAAGAAAAGAAACCCCAUUAAUGAAGAGGAAGAUACUUGUACCACACAGCUUGGAGGUGAUCCAUCUUCUGCAGGCAGUGGUGAAAAGAAAAGAAAUCCCAUUAAUGAAGAGGAAGAUACUUGUACCACACAGCUUGGAGGUGAUCCAUCUUCUGCAGGCAGUGCUGAAAAGAAAAGAAAUACCAUUAAUGAAGAGGAAGAUGCUUCAGAUUCUUCAAGUGAUGAUGGCCCCCCAGCUACAAGUGAAGUUGAUUUUGACGUAUCGCGGUUAAUAUCCAGCCUAGCCAACAAUUCUGUUGUCCAAAAUAUAUGCUGGUUGUUGAAGUACUAUAAGACUAACUCCUUUCGAACAAACCAUUACAUCAUAUGCAUGCUGCGGAGAUUCUGUGAAGAUCUAGAUGUGUCACCAAUGCUAUAUCAGCUAUCGCUUCUGACUACUUUCUAUGAUAUAUUAGCUGAACAGAAGUCUUCGAGUUCAAAGGAGUAUGCAAAUAUUGUAAAUUUUCUUUCUAAAAUUGUAAGGAAGUUGGUGAGAGCAAUGAAAAAACAGCCACUGUUAUUUGUUGAUACACUCUUUUGGAAGACAAAAAAGGAAUGCCACUGCAUUGAUGCUGAUUAUCUACUGAAUGAGCUCAAGGGAGAUGGUUACAGUAAGGGUAGUGAAGUUGGUUCAAGUAAGGGAUGGGGAGGUUCAGUAAAUAUAGCAGAUUCUCUUGGUGAUGAUGAAGCUGACUAUGAUAUACCACAUGAACCAUAUGAUGGUGAUAAGAAUGGAGAUUCAUCUUCUGGUGAACGGGAAGGCGAUACUCAGAAGAGCAUGGGCGCCAGAGACAAAAGGAGCAUAUUACUGUCACUUUCAGACAGUGAAGCUGAGGAUAAUGAUAGGACUACUAUAUCUAGAGGCUCUCAGAAUAAAGAGGCCCCAAAGAGACGAGGGCGAUCCAUUUUUAAUGAAGAGCAAGAGAAGCUUAUCAGAGAUCUUCAUGAGAAAUAUAAGGAUGACCGCAAAUGCAGUCAUCUAAUUGCUGAAGCUCUAGAUCCCAGUGGAAAGAUAUCGUCGGCUCAAAUUUCUCGAAAGCUUACACAGCUAGGUCUCAGGAAUGUCACUAGGAGGACAAAAGUUCCAGAGGCAUCUCUUUCAGCAGAAGGUCUGGUUGCACAACCGCAAAACGACAUGCUGGAUGAUCCCCAGCCAGAAAGCACACGGCGCAGAAGGAAAAGACUACAUCGGUUAAGCAGUAAGGAUGACAACAACGAUAAUCAUCCAGUAUCAUCUGAUGAAGAAACAUUGCAAGCACUUAAGGCCAGAACCAAAAAUAAGGAGCCGCCUUCAGUGGACCUUUCACGGAGUAAAUCACGGCAUCAAGAGGCUCCGCAAGGGACAUAUUCUGAUGAUGAGACCAUAGGAUCUCUGCUUAGUAGAGGAAAGAAGAAAAGGUUAUCGAUAUCAGAUGUUACAGAGAAUAAACAAGAACACCUAGAUUCUUCGAAGAACAUUGCUCCGGGCGUUGAGACUAUAGGUUCAAAUGUCAUAACCAAAAAUAAGGAGCUGCCGUCCGUGGAUCUUGUACCCAGUAUAUCACAGCAUCAAGAGACUUCGCAGGGCACAGAUUCUGAUGAUGAGACCAUAGGAUCUCUUCUUAGUAGAGGGAAGAAGAAAAGGUUAUCGACAUCAGAUAUUACAGAGAAUAAACAAGAACACCUAGAUUCCCCGAAGAACAUUGCUCUGGGCGCUGGGACUAUCAGUUCAAAUGUCAUAACCAAAAAUAAGGAGCUGCUGUCCGUGGAUCUUGUACCCAGUAUAUCACAGCAUCAAGAGACUUCACAGGGCACAGAUUCUGAUGAUGAGACCAUAGGAUCUCUUCUUAGUAGAGGGAAGAAGAAAAGGUUAUCGACAUCAGAUAUUACAGAGAAUAAACAAGAACAUCUAGAUUCUUCGAAGAACACUGGUCCUGGCGUUGAGGCUAUCGGUUCAAAUAUCAUACCCGAAAGUAAGGAGCUGGCCUCGGUGGAUCUUCCACCGAGUAUAUCACAGCAUCAAGAGGCUUCGCAGGGCACAGAUUCUGAUGAUGAAAUCAUAGGAUCUCUGCUUAGAGGAAAGAAAAGAAGGUUAUCUAGUACAUCAGAUGUUACAGAGAACAAACAAGAACACCAAGAAUCUUCGAAGAACAUUGGUCCAGGCGUUGAGACUACAAGUUCAAAUGUCAUGGAUGCUCCUCUCCAUCCGGAGUUGAACCCAUCUAACGAUAACGGUGGUGAUGCUGGUGAGGCUGUACUGCUGGAUGACUUCAGUGAGCCUGAGCUGGAUGGUAGUGAAGAUGCCGAGCAACGGAUCGUUGACGACAAAGACAUGUCUGAAUCUGGGGACAUGACAGGCUCUAAUGCCAGUCAGAAGGCUGGGUCGAAAAGAAGACUCAGAAUGGUGCUUGACGACGAUGACGACGAGUAGUUUACUUGAAAUUAGUGAGUGAAACGUCGGACACUGCAGCUGUUUGGACUAAUUUGUUUGCCAUGCUGGUCCUGGUGUGCCAGUCGUAUGAAGGUUGUAUGAGAAUACAGUGCUCUCUUUGUUUAACUUGCAUGAUUCAUUCUCUAUGAUAAUAAAGAGUGCCUCUAUGUUUAACUUGCAA